AUGACGGGAGAUAUAAGAUGGAUCUCUCCCUUCCACCCCCGCAUGACCAGUCUACAAGUCACAAAGACUAUCUAUUAUACAAACUCCUCCCAAAAAAACUACUCAAGUCCCUCAAACAGAGGAAAGAAGAAAAUGCCUACCCAAACCCGCCAAACCGACCUCACCAACCCCAUCCAAGACGAGGUCGACAAGCUCACCUCCACCACCUCCUCCUCUUCUGAUAGCUCCUCCUCUGCCGCUGACGCCGCCGCCAGCGGCACCGAACACCCCAGCAAGGUCACCGGCCAGUACCACUCCAUGAAAGGCAGCGUGGUCGAGACGAUUGGGAACACGGCCGGGUGGGAAGAAUGGAAGGAGUCUGGGAGACGCGAGCACGAGCAGGGACAGCGGGAGUUGGAGGAUGCGGAGCAGUUAUUUCCUAUUGAGUAGUUUUUCGCAUCUUAUUGCGCAAAUA
This is a messenger RNA of Aspergillus steynii IBT 23096, 454 nucleotides long. RefSeq lists its product as uncharacterized. The coding region runs from base 1 to 429 and encodes 142 amino acids. Lineage: Eukaryota; Fungi; Ascomycota; Eurotiomycetes; Eurotiales; Aspergillaceae. The transcript is spliced from 2 exons. The record is from RefSeq and is a predicted model, not a curated record.